This is a messenger RNA of Hyposmocoma kahamanoa, 951 nucleotides long. RefSeq names its product 60S ribosomal protein L7a (gene RpL7A). NCBI's taxonomy places the organism in Eukaryota, Metazoa, Arthropoda, Insecta, Lepidoptera, Cosmopterigidae. The coding region runs from base 123 to 929 and encodes 268 amino acids. Gene Ontology annotation, biological process: ribosome biogenesis. The transcript is spliced from 7 exons. The record is from RefSeq and is a predicted model, not a curated record. Gene Ontology annotation, cellular component: ribonucleoprotein complex.
AUGUGACGUUUCGUAAAUUUUUCACUCUUUCCUUUCGGCCAUUUUUGCCGAAAGUUUGGUGUUCAGUUUGGGUCGCGAAUCUUUUCGUGGCCUAUAGAUCACUGUAUUAAAAUCUAAUCAAGAUGGUGCAGAAGAAGCCGAAGAAGAAGGUUGGAAAGAAGGUAGCCGCCGCUCCUUUGGUGGUGAAAAAAGUUGAACCCAAGAAGUUUGUAAACCCUCUCUUCGAGAAGAGGACAAAGAAUUUUGCUAUUGGUCAGGAUAUCCAGCCGACUCGUGAUCUGUCAAGAUUUGUCCGAUGGCCCAAGUACAUCCGCAUCCAGCGCCAAAAGGCUGUGCUGCAGCGCAGGUUGAAGGUGCCUCCGCCAAUCAACCAGUUCACGCAGACCCUUGACAAGACUACAGCAAAGGGUCUGUUCAAAAUCCUGGAGAAGUACAGACCAGAAACCACCGCUGCUAGGAAAGACCGCCUAAGGAAAGCUGCUGAAGCCAAGGUGGCGAAGAAAGAUGAGCCUCCACCAAAGAGGCCUAACACCAUCCGCUCUGGCACCAACACAGUGACCAAGCUGGUGGAAAAGAAGAAGGCACAGCUUGUCGUCAUCGCGCACGAUGUUGACCCCAUUGAGCUAGUACUGUUCUUGCCAGCGCUGUGCCGCAAAAUGGGAGUGCCUUACUGCAUUGUCAAGGGCAAGUCCCGCCUAGGAGCUCUUGUACACCGCAAGACCUGCACAUGCUUGGCGCUUACCAACGUGGAGUCCGGAGACCGUGCAUCGUUCACGAAGGUCGUAGAAGCGAUCAGGACGAACUUCAACGAGCGCUACGAGGAACUGCGCAAGCACUGGGGCGGCGGCGCGCUCGGCAACAAGUCGAACGCGCGCAUCGCGAAGCUCGAGAAGGCCAAGGCGCGUGAGCUCGCGCAGAAGCAAGGCUGAGCUAAUAAACUUUAACACCUAA